Messenger RNA from Cokeromyces recurvatus, 933 nucleotides. RefSeq lists its product as uncharacterized. The coding region runs from base 96 to 761 and encodes 221 amino acids. Gene Ontology annotation, biological process: maturation of SSU-rRNA from tricistronic rRNA transcript (SSU-rRNA, 5.8S rRNA, LSU-rRNA). The record is from RefSeq and is a predicted model, not a curated record. The transcript has 6 exons. Gene Ontology annotation, cellular component: 90S preribosome; nucleolus. Lineage: Eukaryota; Fungi; Mucoromycota; Mucoromycetes; Mucorales; Mucoraceae.
AUGAUGAUGAACAAUACAAGGCCGAAGAAUUAGCUAAAAUCAAAAGAGAUCUCGCUCAUGUGUCUUUUGAACAGCUUGCAGAAAUAAAAGGAAAGAUGGGAGCAAAGGAAUUUAGUGAGAAUAAUAACCAGAAAAAGACAAUAUCUAAAGACCAAAUUUUGAAAGAUCUUCAAGGUGCUGUUGGUAAAUUGAAAAAGAAGCCAAACAGAGUAAAGCGAACAAAAGAAGAGAUGAAAAGAGAAAAUAAACACAAACCAAUGGAAAUAACAUCAAAACGAGCAGUUGGACGUUUUAGAGAAGUUGUUCAAAUGCAAUCUGUGAAACGUAGAGAUCCAAGAUUUGAUAAACUUUCAGGUCAUUUCAAUCAAGAUUUAUUUGAAAAGUCGUAUAGUUUUAUAAAUGACUACAAAAAAUCAGAAAUGGAAAUGUUAAAGGAACGCAUUAAAAAAGAAAAGGAUGCUGAUACAAAAGAGCAAUUGCAAGGUUUAUUAAAAAAAAUGAUAUCUGCUGAAAAGCAAGAAGAAGAAAAAAAGAGAAAACAACAAUUAUUCCGAGAACGUAAGAAACAAGAAGCAGAAUUAGUAAAACAAGGAAAAACGCCUUAUUUCCUUAAAAGAUCGGAAAAACGUAAACUUGAUUUGAUGGAUAAAUACGAAAAAUUAGGCGCAAAGAGUGUAGAUCGCAUAUUAGAAAAACGUCGCAAGAAGAAUUCAGCAAGAGACAGAAAGCAUCUACCUUUCAAGAGAAGAUCAGCAGAAUAAAAGCUUUUUUAUUUUAUUUUUUUUAUUUAUCCUUUUUUUUUUUGUUAUUUGGUUUAUAGUUGAAUAACGUUUUAUUUUAUUCAUUAAAUUCAUCUGAAACAAAUUCAUAUAAUAAAUUACAUAAAACAAAAUACAAACAUCUUCUCCCUCUUUGUAUUAAAAGAAAAAAAAA